Molecule: messenger RNA, 1907 nt
Organism: Chaetura pelagica (chimney swift)
Lineage: Eukaryota; Metazoa; Chordata; Aves; Apodiformes; Apodidae
Gene: SEMA4B
Product: sema domain, immunoglobulin domain (Ig), transmembrane domain (TM) and short cytoplasmic domain, (semaphorin) 4B
Biological process (GO): positive regulation of cell migration; neural crest cell migration; negative chemotaxis
Molecular function (GO): chemorepellent activity; semaphorin receptor binding
Source: RefSeq, a predicted model, not a curated record
GCCCUUGGCGCUCCCUCCCCCGGCCCCGCCCGGGGGUGGUGAGGCGGUUUGAGGUGCCCGGUGUCUCUAACUACACAGCGCUGCUGCUCAGCCCCGAUGGCAACACGCUCUACCUGGGGGCCCGCGAGCUGCUCCUCGCUGUCAACACCAGCCACUUCCAGCCCGGAGCGCCAGCGCGCAGGCUGCCCUGGAGCGCUGAUGAGGAGAAGAAGAGGCAGUGUGUGUUCAAGGGCAAGGACCCCCAGGUAAGCUCAGCUGCUGGCAGGGGGCUGGGGGCUGUCGCAGGGGCAGGUAGUGCCUGUGGCCGGGCGGCUUCCACCCCCGCCUGCACCUACAUUAAUGUGCAGCGCUUCAGCCUGGAGCGGGAUGGGUCAGGGAAGGUGCUGCUGGAAGAUGGGAAGGGUCGUUGCCCCUUUGACCCUGAGUACCGGUCCACGGCCGUCAUGGUCGACGGUGAGCUGUACGCCGGGACCGUCAGCAACUUCCAGGGCAAUGAGCCCACCAUCUCCCGCAGCCAGGAGAGCCGCAUCGCCCUCAAGACCGAGAACUCCCUCAGCUGGCUGCAGGACCCUGUCUUCGUGGGCUCAGCCUACCUGCGGGAGAGCUUGCCCACUGGCAACCCUGAGGGCGAUGACGACAAGGUCUACUUCUUCUUCAGCGAGACCGGCAAGGAGUUUGACUAUUUUGAGAACACCAUCGUAUCCCGCAUCGCUCGUGUCUGCAAGGGGGACCAGGGUGGGGAGCGUGUGCUGCAGCGGCGCUGGACCACCUUCCUAAAGGCACAGCUGCUCUGCUCCCACCCCGAGGACGGCUUCCCCUUCAACGUGCUGCAGGAUGUCUUCGUACUCACCCCAGGGCAGCUGCACUGGAGGGAGACCCUCUUCUAUGGGGUCUUCACCUCGCAGUGGAACAAGGGCGGCCUGGGCAGCUCGGCUGUCUGCGCCUUCCCCAUGCGCAGCGUGCAGCGAGCCUUCUCCGGGCUCUACAAGGAGGUGAACCGCGAGACGCAGCAGUGGUACACGGACACCGGCCCCGUGCCGGAGCCCCGCCCAGGCACGUGCAUCCCCAGCCACACGCGGCACUUGAAGAUCAACUCGUCCCUGCAGAUGCCAGACCGGGUGCUGAACUUCAUCAAGGACCACUUCCUGAUGGACAACCCGGAGCGCAGCCAGCCACUGCUGCUGCAGAGCCACCUGCGCUACCAGCAGAUCGGCGUCCACCGCACCCAGGGCCUCCACGGCACCUACGACGUCCUCUUCCUGGGCACGGAUGACGGCCGGUUGCACAAGGCUGUGCGUGUGGACCAUGGUGUGCACAUCAUUGAGGAGAUCCGCCUCUUCCCCGCUGGCCAGCCCAUUCUCCACCUGCUGCUAGACCAGGACAAGGGUCUGGUCUAUGCAGCCACCUACACGGCGGUGGCUCAGGUGGCCAGUGGCCGAGAUGCCCUGGAGACCGUCAGCACUUCCAGGAGCACCUCAGCAGUGGGCAGCGCAGCAGCACGCCUGGACGGCAAGACCUACUGGACCGAGUUCCUGGUGAUGUGUGUGCUCUUUGCCACUGCUGUCCUGGUGCUGGCCCUCUUCCUCCUGCACCGGCACCGCGACGGCAUGAAAGCCUUGCUGGAACCCGGAGACCCCAGCCGGCACCAGAAGCCGCCCCGUAAGCCGGUGGAGAGCCUGCCCCUAAGCAGCCUGCCCAGCACCGCACCGGAGCACAAGGGCUACCAAGCCCUGCAGGACAACUACAUCGUCAGCACCCCCGUGCAUGAGCCCCCAGGUCCCCCACGUGCCUUCUCCGAAUCGGAGAAGAGGCCCCUCCACGUCCGGGACAGCUUUGUGGAGGUGUCUCCUGCCUGCCAAAGACCCCGGGUGCGCCUGGGCUCUGAGAUCCAGGACUCGGUGGUGUGA